This is a messenger RNA of Raphanus sativus (radish), 1258 nucleotides long. RefSeq names its product putative transmembrane protein At3g54730. The coding region runs from base 104 to 1258 and encodes 384 amino acids. The transcript is spliced from 2 exons. Lineage: Eukaryota; Viridiplantae; Streptophyta; Magnoliopsida; Brassicales; Brassicaceae. The record is from RefSeq and is a predicted model, not a curated record.
CUCCAAGGCGAUUAGGGUUUGUUCACCUUAGUCUGCCGCCGUCGGUGUGGCCUCUCGCCCACCGGUGAGAACCUCUUCUUUCUCCCUCCUCUUCCUUUCUUCCAUGGUUUCGAUGCUGCUCCUUCAGGGUUCAGAGUCACUGUUGCUCCUCCCCCCACCUCCUGAGCCGCCGCCGUUUGUUUUUCUUCUAGAUCUACUCACUGGGGUCUCUGCUCCCGACCCUCCUGAUCCUCCCGACGCUUCUGAAACUCUCGCACUGGAUCUGUCCUCUUUUCCCUGCCACUGUUUCACCUUAGCAGCUGCGAGGUCUCCUCUUCAUUCUACAACAACAUCUGACUCAGCCUGUUUGUUGAUUGUUUUUCUUGGAGUGAACCUUGUCAAGCCUCUGCUUCUUCCUACCAAUGGUUAUAGGUUUCAGAUCUAUAGUUUCAUAUGGGGAAAAAUUCGUUUUUUCUUCCUGUUAAGCAUAACUUGGAAAGGUAUGACCUUUGUGACCUCUCUUGAUGUUUCUAUUUGGGAUGGAACAUACCUUAGAUUCGGAUUCCUUGUCCUCCGUAUAAGAAACCAUUCACGACCAUUACCUCAGUAUGAGGAUCUUAUGCUUCUUGUCAGUCAUUGUUUUUCUCAUUAUGAAGCUGUUAGGCACUUGUUUUGCCUUCACUUACCUCAGUAUGAGGCUCACUUACCUCAGCAUGAGGUUGUUGUUCGAAAUCUCUUUUUGCGAUCAUCACAAUAUAUUUGUAUGUUGGUAGUCUUCUCUGAUGUUUCAGGUCUACAACUCAAAAAGAUUAGAGAUGGAGUUAAAGAAGUCAACCUUGGCUUCGUAUUUUCAGACUUGUUUGUCUGGCAGUGGUGGUUCUUUCAACUCUACACCCUAUUAUGGUUGCAGGUUUCCUCACAAUUCGAAGGCUCAUUAAGAUGGUGCUUGAUCACCUCUGUAGCCAAGUUCCUUGCUGCCUUCUAUGCAUUUAUUGCUGCAGCAUGUUCGGGUAUCAGUUCACUGCGUGUGUUCUCCAAUUCCCGUGGCUUCAUCUCACUCAGCACUCAUUGUGUUUCACUUUUAAGUUGCUUGUGUGUUAUGUUUGCUUUUAUCUAUGUUUGUGUUAUCCGGUUUGCUUUUGAUGCAGCGGUUUCUUUAGCUAUUGUGGUUGUAUUAUUGUUUCUGUUGAACAAUUCCUCUCUUGAUGGAGUGUAUGUUUUAUUAAUGAAAGUUGGUCUGAAGAGAGAGAGAGAGAGAGAGAGAGACUGUGGCAUUUGA